AUGUACGUCCCGUCCGACGUAAAGGUAGGUGCUCCUCUGCGUUUUGUGCCCAUCAUUCUUUCUGACAGCCAAUGGGCAUUCCAGCGCUCUGUCGGGAUCCCUCUUCUCCCAAGCACACCCAACGUGUCUCUCGAUGCUGCCGGCUUAGUCGCCUUAGCCGAUCUCACCACGAUUCAAGAGCGAACGGUCCUAACUGGGACAGCUACCUUCCUAGACGCGUUCAUCAUAUGUCCUGGGAUACACAUGCAGCAAAAGUCGACAAACCUCAAUGGCGGAGAGCAUCCUGUCUGUGCCAACAUGAACACAGGAGACGUCUUUCGAAUCGAGAACCCUGCCACAGUCUUUUAUCUGCAGCAAGUCAGCAAAACCGGUCAUCUUACGAAUUUGGCAGUGUCAGAACUUGGGGAAGAUUGGUGGUCCAAUGUCUUCUCUAUGUUCUUCACAGCCCAAAAUGCAUCGGUUGCUUCUACCCUGGCUUACGGGACAGCGGUUCUAUGGACCAUCUCCGUUGUCAUCCUCCUAGCUUGUUCAUACGAUUGGUGGGGCCUGAUUAUCGUCCUUGUGCUCAUGGCUGCACGUCUUUGCAACGUCAUUGUCGUUCGCCGAAGGGCUACUCCAGGUUGGUCUGGGGCAAAAGAGGGAUUUGUGACGGGCGACCUUCUUGUCUUGCUCAGUCAGGAUCGUUGGGUGAGGAUCCAAGGCAAAGUUGAUCAUCUGAAAGCUGUUACGUCCGGUCAGUGGCUACGAGAUCAGAGAGAUGUCGAAGGUUGGAUGACGGCUCUGGCAACAUUGGCCGUCUAUCUCGCCGCAGCCUUGGUCAGUAACGCGACGCAGUUUGGCAAGAUCUUGAUCCUGGUUCAUCUUGGAGGCUCGGCUGGAUUAUUGGCUGUUGCAAAUUCGACCACCAAGAAUAUCCUGGUGAUGCACGGUCAUAGCCUCGCAGUUCAGGGGAGCAGGUCCAAGUAUCAAAGACGUAAGGAGCUGAUUCUCGAGUUGAUCAAGGAAACCGGCCGUUACGAUUGGGCGCUAUCGAUGGACGUGAUCAAGGAGGAGGAUAUCCGGAAGCUCUCGGCAGAGCAACCGAAAAUGGACCACCAUGAAUUUGCCCAACAUUCACUCUCUUUCGCUAUCCGUAUCGCAAAUGGUUGCGCCGCUAUCGAACGAUUCUCAAAAUUCCUGGCUCGGCCAACGUGCAUUACCGACGAAGAAUAUGAACUAGGUACCAUAGCACUCAGCAGCAGCCAAUCUUCAACAGCUUUACCUUUCCCCAACUCAAUCCUUCGAUUCCCCAAGAUGGUCCGUGUCUUCAUUACAGGCUCAAGCGACGGAAUUGGCCAAGCAGUCGCCAAGCUGUUAGCCGAGCAGGGCCACCAAGUCACGCUUCACGCUCGGAAUGCAGACCGGGCUGCCUCUACUCAAGCCGCCAUACCAAAAGCAAAGGCAGUUCUCAUCGGCGAUCUUUCAUCCAUCGCAGAGACCAAAAAGCUCGCCCAAGAGGCCAAUGCCGCGGGGCCGUUUGACACCAUCAUCCACAAUGCAGGCAUCGGCUACGGUGCUACAUCGUCCCGGCAGAUUACCCCUGACAAAAUCUCGGCAGUCUUUGCAGUCAACACGCUGGCGCCGUAUAUUUUGACUUGCCUCAUGGACAAGCCUACGUCGAGACUGCUCUUUAUGAGUUCGGACAGUCACUACAGCGGUGACGAGACUCUGCGAAACGCCACGCAAUCUCACUCGUAUGGUGACAGCAAGCUCCAUGAUGUCAUGCUCGCCAAGGCCUUUGCCCGACGCUGGGAGGACAUUCAGGUCCUGAGCAUGCACCCUGGAUGGGUGAGGACGAAAAUGGGCGGCAGGGCUGCGCCAGGGGGGACAGAUAAGCCGGCAGUGGCCCUAGCGGAGUGGGCGGCUGGCGAAGGUCCCUUGGCAAAGAUAAAGUCAGGUGCUUUCGUGUCGACGAGCAGGGAGUCUACGUCGCAUCCAGGGGCUGAUGUUGUGAGCAAACAAGAGGAGCUCCUCGACAUUUGCAAGCAAGUUUCUGGAGUCUCUGUUCCAGGGGAAUAA
Molecule: messenger RNA, 2058 nt
Organism: Fusarium falciforme
Lineage: Eukaryota; Fungi; Ascomycota; Sordariomycetes; Hypocreales; Nectriaceae
Exons: 3
Coding region: 1-2058 (685 amino acids)
Source: RefSeq, a predicted model, not a curated record